AAGAGGUAGAGGGAGAGGGAGAGAGAGAGAGAGAGAGAGAGAGAGAGAGUCGAGAAUGUCUUCUUCUCAGCCACAGCAGGUUCGUGCUUCCCAUCUUCUGAUAAAACACUCGGGCUCUCGAAGGAAAGCUUCUUGGAAGGAUCCAGAAGGCCAAGUCAUCAAGAACACCAGCAGGGAUAGUGCUGUUGCCCAGCUCAAAACCCUCAGGGAAGAGAUCAUCACCGGCAAGGCCAAAUUCGAGGACCUUGCCUCUCGCUACUCCGAUUGCAGCUCAGCCAAGCGCGGUGGCGAUCUUGGUCCUUUUGGGCGGGGCCAGAUGCAGAAGCCUUUUGAGGAGGCCACUUUUGCUCUAAAGGUUGGUGAGAUCAGUGACAUUGUGGAUACCGACAGUGGGGUCCACAUCAUCUUCAGAACUGGUUGAACCUUCGCUAAUGAACUCCCUAUCAUAUUGUUUUACCUUCCACGUGCUGUGACAGGGGAAUUGUGUGCAGAUGCUGAUUUCUUCGAGCUUGUGUGUUUUCUUCCUAUUGCAUUAGUAGAGCUGUGGUAUCAUAUGCUGAUGCCUAUGCUUGUAACACAGAUAAGGAGUCACCGUAUGUCUUUUCAACAUUACAUUUUCAGUCACUGGACAAUUCUAAGCCUUUUGUAGCGAAGAAAUAUAUAAAGUUUCUGCCAAAGUUAGCAAUUA
This is a messenger RNA of Magnolia sinica, 688 nucleotides long. Its product is annotated as peptidyl-prolyl cis-trans isomerase Pin1. Bases 56 to 421 code for a protein of 121 amino acids. The record is from RefSeq and is a predicted model, not a curated record. The transcript has 2 exons. Gene Ontology annotation, molecular function: peptidyl-prolyl cis-trans isomerase activity. Lineage: Eukaryota; Viridiplantae; Streptophyta; Magnoliopsida; Magnoliales; Magnoliaceae. Gene Ontology annotation, cellular component: nucleus; cytosol.